AUGCCCUCGCAACAGUUUGUUGAGGAAUAUGACUCACACGAGCCACUGCAGGAGCAAUACUUUGACGCCUAUACUGAUCUUGGCGUGCACCGCGUCAUGCUUGCAGAUGCGUCUCGCAUGUCGUUUUACCGCCAAGCACUCACCUGCGAGGCGGUUGUCCGGGACCGUGUGGUGGUGGAUGUGGGCUCAGGGACAGGCAUUCUAUCCAUGUGGGCAGCCCGUGCAGGGGCAAGGCAUGUUUUUUCUAUUGAGGCGUCGUCGCUGAGUCUUGUUCAGGCGCAAGUCAUUGACGAUAAUGAUAUGUCGGAUAGAAUCACGCUGUUAUCAGAAACAGUGGAAGCUGUCGUUUUGGAAGGCGUUGAAAGUUUUAUUGCGAAGCAUGAGGGACUAUUGCAGGGGCGCGGGGUUUCGGUGAUCGUAUCGGAAUGGAUGGGGUUUUACCUUUUACAUGAAGGCAUGCUGCCGUCCGUGAUCCGUGCGAGGAACUUCUUUGUGGAGGUCAAUGCAAAGCUGGGGAUUGCCUGCCCCAUAGAAAUGAUUCCAGAGCGGGCAACUAUAUGGGUCGCGCCCAUGAAUUGUGCCGCAUACUAUGAGGAACGCUACCGCGAGUUCUGGGGCAACGUCGGAGGCUUCGAUCUCAGUCGCUAUGGCAAGAUGGAGUUUGAGACCCAACUGGAGUCAACCAAUCCACUCAUUGACACAGUGCCAUCCUCGUGCCUCCUGCACGAGGGUGCGAUUCUGGCGGAGCUGGAUCUCACCUCCGUCCCGGAGGAGGCGGUGGCAUCUAUGUGUCGUCCCAUUCAUUUUAGCUUUGGCAAUUCCACGGCGUUUCAACGGCACUUUAGCACGGCCCACCCACAGGGGGUGGUCGUGGAUGGCUUCACAGUGUGGUUUGAGGUGGGCUUUCGGGAGUGGGCCCUAAGCACCUCCCCUUGGUGCCCGCCGACGCACUGGAAGCAGACAACUAUUCUCUUGCCGGCCACAGCGCGGGCGGAGCAGCUCGUGGCGUUCACGUCUCCGGAAGCAACGUCGGAGGUUGAGGUGCGACUCGUGGCGACAGACACCGCAUUGCGUUGUUACAGCAUUGAGUUUGAGCUAAAGUAA
Molecule: messenger RNA, 1104 nt
Organism: Trypanosoma rangeli
Lineage: Eukaryota; Euglenozoa; Kinetoplastea; Trypanosomatida; Trypanosomatidae
Product: arginine N-methyltransferase, type I
Exons: 1
Coding region: 1-1104 (367 amino acids)
Biological process (GO): peptidyl-arginine methylation
Molecular function (GO): protein-arginine N-methyltransferase activity
Source: RefSeq, a predicted model, not a curated record